Molecule: messenger RNA, 1120 nt
Organism: Bactrocera latifrons
Lineage: Eukaryota; Metazoa; Arthropoda; Insecta; Diptera; Tephritidae
Source: RefSeq, a predicted model, not a curated record
UCGUGUUUUAAAAACCCAGCUUUUUAGCAUUAUUUUAGACGGAACAAAGUUUUCGUGUAAAAUACCAGUAAAUUGCCUUGUGAUURGAUAAACCCAAUACAUACAAUGAGAGCGCAGCGCUCGGCAUCGGCGGCAACAUCGAUCUGUAUAUUAUUAAUAUUGCUUUUUGUCGCGUUCUUGCCACGAAAUGUCAAAGCACAAGCGAGUAAGGUUUCUCCGAAAUUGGAUUUUGACGAAGCGGAAAAUAAAAACAGCUCAGAUGUGCCAGUAGURCCUGGCACGGGACAAGGCGGCAGAGUGGAUGACAAUCAAAAUAGAAGUGGGAAAGAACWGGGUGGAGGGGGCAUUGAUGUAGCCACAAAUGCCAACAAUGGCGGCAGCAGUGGAAAUGGUAAAUCUGGUCCAAAAAUUCAUGGUGUGCGAGUGACUGUCGAUACAGGUGCCACACGAAAGUCGAAAGAGAACACAGAGAGCGUGGAAAUAACUGAAGUGGGAAAGCACAAGAAGCGUGUCGGCAUACAUACGGAUAUAACAUUUGAAAUAUCGACCGAUGGAGAMAGUGACAGCAAUGCGACAAGUGCAACGCAAGAUGGCGAUAAAGAGGAUGCUAGUGUGCCCAUUUUUAAAGGACGGAGUCGUCCAACGCAAAAGACGCGAAAGCCGUACGAUAUAGAUAAAAACCAAUGGAAUCCUAAUUUCUCUUCGGAGCGACGUAGCUACGAAGGUGGAAGUCAUGCGACAGGCCCAGCUUACUACUACCCACAAUACUACCCAAAUAAUGUGCCCGUUUACGUAGCCACUGGCGAUGGUCGUGGAGGCGGUAGUGGUACGGGAUACAGGCGACGAGAUGGCUGGAAUAGUUAUGUGCCCUCUUCCAGCAUUUGGACGACUGAACGUAGUUACAGCGAGCAAUAUAGACCUAACACAGUGGCUAGUCAUAGGACGCCUAGUUGGAAACCCUGCUACUGCAUGACCUCUGCUGUGGAUAAUCGAAGGCGUCGAGAGAAUACGCAUGUAAUGAAAGAAGCUCCACAACCUACAAAUACAGUCCUUAACGUUGUAGAUGCGAAAUUGGCGAAACCCUUUUCAAACAAUUAAUUGUAUACUAUAACUUUCGAAA